AUGGGUCUCCGUUUACAUGCUAUUCGACUAGCAUCAUCCACAGCUAGGCCAGCAACUUCAAAAUCUGUAGAAGUCCCAAAGGGCUAUCUUGCAGUGUAUGUUGGAGAGAAACAAAAGCGUUUUGUGAUCCCUGUAUCAUACUUGAACCAAUCUUCAUUCCAGGAGUUGUUGAGUCAAGCAGAGGAAGAGUUUGGAUAUGAUCAUCCCAUGGGUGGCCUUACAAUUCCUUGCAGCGAAGAUGUCUUUCGAUAUUGCAACUUUUCAUUUGGUUAUGCUUUAGCAAUUUGCCUGCACGAAGUUGACAUAGUUUUCAAACCUCCAUUUUUUUUAAUGUUCCAAACUUUCCAAUACGCACAAUCCUCUUGA
Sphenostylis stenocarpa is the source of this 366-nucleotide messenger RNA. Lineage: Eukaryota; Viridiplantae; Streptophyta; Magnoliopsida; Fabales; Fabaceae. The record is from the annotation of a GenBank genome assembly.